Messenger RNA from Pelobates fuscus (common spadefoot toad), 1543 nucleotides. It is a transcript of the gene GREP1, whose product is annotated as glycine rich extracellular protein 1. The record is from RefSeq and is a predicted model, not a curated record. NCBI's taxonomy places the organism in Eukaryota, Metazoa, Chordata, Amphibia, Anura, Pelobatidae. The transcript is spliced from 32 exons. Bases 66 to 1388 code for a protein of 440 amino acids.
UUCACUUUCACCGACUGCUCGCUGUCAGGACCCUCACUGCACCCUCACUGCAUCCUCACUGCAUCAUGCUGCCCAGUUCCAGCCUUUGCCUCUUCCUGAUACUGUCCAUAGUAAAAGGGAGCUUACAAGGAGGAAUUAAACCUCAAGCAAGUGCAGAAAGAAAUUCCCUCUAUCAGCCCGAGUAUGCUCGAGGAGCUGCAGCUUCACAGCCUGGGAAUUCAGGGCCGAUGGGGGCCAAAGCAGGGGGAAAAUACCCUCAGUAUGCUCCUCAGGGUUAUCAGCAGGGCCCAUUUGGCCUUCAGAAUGGCUUUAAACCCGUGAAACCUGGUUUUGCUCCUGUCCAGCCAUUCUAUGACCCAGCCACAGGUCUGGGGAGAUUUCAACAACCUGCCAAACGGAAACCAGGAUUUGCAGGAAAGUCCCCGAAAGCAGGUUAUGGUCCAGGAGCUGGAAGUUACCCCAAUGCUGGAGCACAACUAGGUUACGGGGCUGGAAAUUAUCCCAAUCUUGCUGCCCAAGGAGGUUAUGGCAAUGGAGCCGGACAUUACCCGAGUAAUCUUCCUCAGCAAGGGUAUGGAUCCAAACUCUCCAAAAGAGGUUAUGGAAAUGGGAAUUAUCCCCAAUUUGGAGCCCAGUCAGGUUAUCCGGUAAAGUCUGCAAAAGUCGGUUAUGGGAAUGGAGCAUUGAAUUACCCCAGCAGCAUUCCCCAGGAAGGUUAUGGGACUGGAGCAGGAUCGUACCCAAGUACCUACCCACAGCAAGGGAAAGUUUCCAAAUCUGGAUAUGGAAAUGGUGCUGGAAUGUUCCCAGGAAAUGCUGCCAUGCAAGGAGGAGCUGGGAAACCCCCUAAAAAUGGCUAUGGUAAUGGAGCAGGAGGCUAUCCCAGUCUCAUUCCGCAACAAGGUCUUGGAUCAAAGUCAUCUAAAGCAGGUCUGUUCCAACAGCCUUACGCUAACGGUUUGGCCAAUUUUCUGGGCAACGGAAAAGCUCCAGGAUCAAAGGCUCAGUUCAAUUCCUAUCAAGGACCUAUUGGUGAAAAUGGCAAACUUGGGUCCCUGGGGCAGUUGCCAUACAGAUCACAGGCUCUCCCUGCUGGCAAUCUCGGAUAUGAUCCCAAAGCUGUUAAAGCUGGAGGCUCUCAGAGUCAGUACGGCCCCCAGGCUGCAUAUCCAGAUCCCGCAGCUUCCAAAUACGCUGGGGCCGCGCAGUAUGAAGGACAAUCUAUUCCACAGGCUGCCACCGAUGAGUCACUCAGUCCAUCUUCUGCUGUCGUAGAAGGAGGAUACCAGCAACUGGGAAAUGGACAAAGCCCCUGGCCUUAUGCCCCCGAGGAAUCUGCCUAUGGCGUGACCGAUUACUAUGGCAACGGGUACCGAGCCCCUCUUUAAAAUGCAGGGCGUCCUUCAGCAGUUAAAUGCCUUACAGGCUGCUCCGGGACAUGCUGAGUGUGGACAUCCAAUCGUCUCCCUGCAAUCGGAAAGGGAAUGUAUAUAUGGGAAGGAUGGGCUGUAAAGAAUCCUCAAUAAAGACCAUUGGAAUAAAA